Hypoxylon trugodes is the source of this 1884-nucleotide messenger RNA. Its product is annotated as DnaJ-domain-containing protein. Lineage: Eukaryota; Fungi; Ascomycota; Sordariomycetes; Xylariales; Hypoxylaceae. The record is from RefSeq and is a predicted model, not a curated record. The transcript has 3 exons. Gene Ontology annotation, biological process: translational initiation. Bases 105 to 1241 code for a protein of 378 amino acids. Gene Ontology annotation, cellular component: cytosol. Gene Ontology annotation, molecular function: protein-folding chaperone binding.
ACCCACACGAUCCUUUUAAAUCACACGACCUCAAUUGGACCACAUACAAACUUUCCCUUCCUUUCCAUAAACACACACCUUCAAUUUUCUAGAGAGCGAUCAAUAUGGUAAAGGAAACAAAACUCUACGACCAACUAAGCGUCAAGCCGGAUGCCUCUCAAGAUGAGAUCAAAAAAGCUUACCGAAAAGCUGCAUUAAAAUGGCAUCCAGACAAGAACAAAGACAACCCUUCCGCUGCCGAAAAGUUUAAAGAAUGUUCACAGGCCUACGAGAUUCUCUCCGACCCGGAAAAGCGAAAGACAUAUGACCAAUAUGGCUUAGAAUUCCUACUUCGAGGCGGUGCCGCUCCGCCUCCAGGCGAAAACUCAUUUGCCAGUGCCCAAGGUGGAAUGCCCAAUGGCUUCCAAGGUUUCGACUUCAGUGGUGGCGGUAUACCAGGAGGUGCUCGGUCAUUCCAUUUCAGUACUGGUGGCGGUGGAGGGAACCCCUUCAACUUUAGUAAUCCCGAGAGCAUAUUCGCGGAAUUCAUUCGUACUGGCGGUACUGGUGGUAUGGGCGGAGAUGAUGAGGACGAUUUCAGUCAAUUUUUCGGUGGUAGAAGCGGUGGCAUUCCUCGACCUACAGGUUCUGGAAGAACUCGCAUGCGCAAUAACUUUCCCAGCGGUUCGGAUCCUUUCUCGGGCGGCGGUGCGCGAGAAGUGACACCCGAUGUCACCACAGUCGAGCGCGCUCUACCACUCUCCCUAGAGGAACUAUUCAGUGGCACCACAAAGAAGAUGAAGAUUAAGCGAAAGACCUUCGAUGAUACGGGCAAGCGAACCACUACAGACCAGGUCCUCGAAGUCCCCAUCAAAGCCGGUUUAAAGAAGGGUAGCAAAAUUAAGUUUAAGGGAGUCGGCGACCAAGAGGAGGGUGGAAAACAAGAUUUACAUUUUAUCGUUGAAGAGAAACCACAUCCCCUCUUCUCUCGUGACGGUGACGAUUUAAUCCACACCAUUGACUUAGAUCUAAAAGAAGCCCUAACUGGCUGGAGACGAACCGUCACGACAAUUGACGGCAAGCAACUCAGCGUUGACAAGGGUGGACCUACGGGACCAGGUUCUUCAGAUACUUAUCCCGGCCUUGGUAUGCCUAUCUCGAAGAAACCCGGUGAGCGGGGUAAUUUCAUCAUCAAGUACAACGUCAAGUUCCCAACAAGCUUAACAGCGAGGCAAAAACAACAACUCAAGGAAAUACUAUAAACAAUGGGAACCAUUCGAUUUGAUAUCAUACGGCAAACAUAACGGUGCAUUUUGGCGUUGUAAGGAUUCGGUCAGCAAACGGAAAAUUCGAUUUACGAUAUUCACGACUAUGAGAUAUGAAUUGUUCUUGCGGAAAUUCUCAUCCCAUAUUCCAUACCAUCGGUCUCGGCGGGCUCGGCCUAAAUUGAAGAUUACAAGUCGGGCCUCGAAGAAACAACUCGAUAGUUGAGGAUAUUCGGUCAUAGAGUAUAAGUACAUAUCAGCAGCUACUUUGGUUGUUUUUCUCUAUUUUUCUGAUAGUGUCGGCACUUCGGAAUCGAUCGGGGAUUAAUGGACAUGGGUCGAUAAUUAAUUUAAUCGAUGCAUUAGGUAGUUAUACCAAUAGACAAAUGAAGAAAUUACAAGAUAUAAUGAUGUUGUUCGUAGGUGCGCGCACAUCUCUCACAAAUAUUGUUGCUUUGAUACCCCCGGGCCAGGAUGCUCUGGGAUUGCAGUACGAUAAUGUCCGCAACGGUAAAAAAAGGUUUCUCUAGUUCUUGAUUAAUGCCAGAAUCAUACCAACCAAUGAUACCGCAAAAACUGCUUCCACAGCUAGCGAUUUGGUCUUUCGCAAUUAUAUCACAACAAAUUGAGAAUAAAUGCA